Molecule: messenger RNA, 6763 nt
Organism: Salvelinus fontinalis (brook trout)
Lineage: Eukaryota; Metazoa; Chordata; Actinopteri; Salmoniformes; Salmonidae
Gene: treh
Product: trehalase (brush-border membrane glycoprotein)
Exons: 15
Coding region: 4591-6342 (583 amino acids)
Biological process (GO): trehalose catabolic process
Molecular function (GO): alpha,alpha-trehalase activity
Source: RefSeq, a predicted model, not a curated record
UUGGGGGAGGGUGACUUCUGGGGGGGGGGGGUGUUUGUUAUUGUAACUUGUAAACUUUCCCCAGAACAGCCUCUGAACAGUCUUGUCCACAAGGUUGUGUUUAGCUGGUAAAUGUUGCUUUGGGGAUCCCUGAAAAACAAGAUGGCGCCAGAUGCUCUUUCUGUUUCGCCUCUUUUCCAAGGACAAAUAUCGGAUGUCUACAAAUGUGUGUAUCUACAUGCUGUUGUCAAAAUGAAAUUCGAUCUGUACCCAGUUGAACUACCAUGUUGUGGGAGAAUGUACACGGUGUAGACGUUCUGCUUUCUCAUUGGUUGGGACUGUGACCCCGGUUUUCUCUGGUCUAUUGUAGCCCCAGAAUAAAACACAGCUAGCUUUUGGGAUGCUUUUUAAGGGUUAUAUUGGAAAGGGUGGGCACUGUCCAGGAUGGGGGUUAAAUGUCUGUGACUGUAGAUGAGAGAACAGGGGUCAAACAACAGGCACUUUGGCAGCCGCCUGUUUUUUCUUUUAUUUUAAUGUAUUUUUCAGCCCCACUGGCAGCGGUAGCCACAGCCCAUCACCUGGUCUAUCACCUGGUCUAUCACCUGGUCGUGUCCCUACAUCCCCACAUAGUGUCCCCACAUAGUGCACCUACAUCCUUACAUAGUGUCCCCUACAUAGUGUCCCCUACAUAGUGUCCCCACAUCCCUACAUAGUGUCCCCUACAUAGUGUCCCCACAUAGUGUCCCCACAUCCCUACAUAGUGUCCCCUACAUAGUGUCCCCUACAUAGUGUCCCCUACAUAGUGUCCCCUACAUAGUGUCCCCACAUCCCUACAUAGUGUCCCCUACAUAGUGUCCCCUACAUAGUGUCCCCUACAUAGUGUCCCCUACAUAGUGUCCCCUACAUAGUGUCCCCUACGUAGUGUCCCCUACGUAGUGUCCCCUACGUAGUGUCCCCUACAUAGUGUCCCCUACAUAGUGUCCCCUACAUAGUGUCCCCUACAUAGUGUCCCCUACAUAGUGUCCCCUACAUAGUGUCCCCUACAUAGUGUCCCCUACAUAGUGUCCCCUACAUAGUGUCCCCUACAUAGUGUCCCCUACAUAGUGUCCCCUACAUAGUGUCCCCUACAUAGUGUCCCCUACAUAGUGUCCCCUACAUAGUGUCCCCUACAUAGUGUCCCCUACAUAGUGUCCCCUACAUAGUGUCCCCUACAUAGUGUCCCCUACAUAGUGUCCCCUACAUAGUGUCCCCUACAUAGUGUCCCCUACAUAGUGUCCCCUACAUAGUGUCCCCUACAUAGUGUCCCCUACAUAGUGUCCCCUACAUAGUGUCCCCUACAUAGUGUCCCCUACAUAGUGUCCCCUACAUAGUGUCCCCUACAUAGUGUCCCCUACAUAGUGUCCCCUACAUAGUGUCCCCUACAUAGUGUCCCCUACAUAGUGUCCCCUACAUAGUGCACCCACAUCCCUACAUAGUGUCCCCACAUAUUGCCCAAGCCAUAGGGCUCUGGUCAAAUGUAGUGCACUACAUAAAGAAUUGGUAUGCUAUUUGUCAAGCAGCCCCUGACAUGCUCUCAUUUUACCAUGACUCUACUGUGAUUGGCUGUGGCUGUGAUUGGCUGUGGCUGUGAUUGGCUGUGGCUGUCCCUCCCAGUGGGGUUUCUGAUCUUGGAGGAGACGAGGAGCAGGUUGCCUUUUUUAUUUUUUAAAGAUGAAUUUCAAUUGGAUAUAUGAUACACCAGGAAAUGGUCUCCUCCUUCAAGGGUUUUUAUUUUGGGGUGGGAGGGUUACUACUAGCUGCCCUGAUGCAUCGGUUACACCUCUCAUGAUGUAACACCACGUCCCCCUCCAGAAUCAACCCCUAACCCCCCCCCCCCUCGGCGCCAGUCUGUUCCUGCUCAUGCCAACUCCUUAUGGUGUUGUUAGGUUUAGGAGUGAUGAGUAGGCCCAGGGCAGACACAGCUCUUGGACCAGGCUCUCCUCUACCCAUGUGCAGGUCUGACAUGGCAGGACAGGUGUAAGUGAAGCUCUGUAGCUGUUUGGGGGGGGGGUUUCACGGCGAUCUAAAUCCUUCCGUCGAGAUGUACAACUAGGAGGUAACCAGGGACUGCUUCUGGACAGGGUUGUACACUAUUGUUGGGAAAUGUUGUCUUGUAAGAUCACUAGCAUGUCAGGGAGGGCUGGAGAGGGAGACCUUUUUUCCGGGUCCCAAAUGGCACCCUAUUCCCUAUAUAGUGCACUACUUUUGACCAGAGGUCUAUGUUAGUAGUGCGCUUAUAUAGGGAGUAGGGUUCAAUUUGGAUGCAGGGGCGGAUCCCUCUGGCUAGAUGCAUCAGUUUUAUUUCAGGGUGGGGUGGAUGUUUUCCGGGGGGGGGGGGGGGGGGGUCUUACGUUGUGAUAUUUAAACAAUCCGAAUAUUCACAAGAAGGGUUCUGGGUAGACAACUUCUUUCAUGAAACUCUUCCCUUAAAUUUUGACCAUUUUUAUUUUGUAACUCGAUGUCAGUUGGAUUAGAAGUUUGUUAAAUUAAAAAAAAAAAAAAAUUAAGUGAAAGAAAGCAUUUAAUUUUUUGGAAUUGGCUGUUUCUCAGUGGAGCUGUGUUUAAAUAAUAGAUACAAGUCUUCUGUGUUGUGGACAUAUCCUGAUUGUUCAUAUCAGAGAUGAUACUUUUGGUUCAGAAAUAAAGCUCACUGUAAUUUGUCUGUUUCCUGUUCUUCUUAUUUUCUUAAGAGAUUAACUUGGGAUUUUGGCAACUAUGUUCUUCCCCAGAGUCAGGUGAACUAGUGGAUAUACUGUUUCCCCAAAAAAGUAUAUCCACUAGUUCCUCUGACUCUGGGGAAGUAGAUAACUUGCGAUUUUGGCAAUGAGGCCCUUUAUCACUUUAAACUAUUGAUUUAUUCCUAUUGGCUUCUACAAUGUAGUUACGGAAAUAGUAUUUUCUCUUGAAACUGAUGAGAACCAUGCCUGGGGUUGUCCCUAUAUGCACCCUAUUCCCGAUGUAGUGCACUACUUUUGACUUUGACCUAUGAUCAAGGUUCUUGUAAACACUUCCUUAAGAGGGACACUUUUUUGAAGGGUUAGUAGUGACUAGCCACAACUCAAUGUCCCAGAAGGCAUCCUAUUCCCUACAUGUAGUGCAUUUAUGGGCCCUGGUCAAAUGGUGCACUAUGUAGGGUGCCAUUUGGGACUAGAACUGAGCGAUGAACCCCCCCCCCCCAAAAAAUGUCAACUAAUUAACCAACAGCAGUUCAAUGCUUUGAAUUAAAAACACACAUAUAUAUAUAUAUAUAUAUAUAUUGUGUGCGUAAUGCGCAGUUCCUCUAGAUCAGGGGUGUCAAAGUCAAAUGGACGGAGGGCCAAAUAAAAAAUUUAGCUACAAGCCGAGGGCCGGACUGUUCGAAUGUUCAUUGAAAAAAAUUUAAAUGACGCAUAUAGUCUAGUGAACCUAAUUGAACCUACUGAAAACCUAACAAAUAUAUUCCAAUAUGAUCAGAUAAAUAAAGCAAUAUUUUCUUAUGGCUCUGUCAGUAAUCUUUAAUUUUCAACAGACACAAAAGACAAAUUUCCUUUAUAUAAAAAUCCCCAUAACAUGAACAUUAAAUGAAAGAAACCGGUAUUCAAGGCACCAUCAGUAGCCUAUAUUUUCUAUUUUAGCAAAAGUGGGCUAAAUUUACUUCAAAGAAAAAAACAAUAAUAGCAAUUUUCUAUCAUCCACUCAACUGUAGUAUUGGUGCGUGUAAAAGAUCUGCGGGCUGCCGGCUUGCUGCGGUCUGCGGGCCGGUUCUAAUAAUAAAUCAAGAUCAUCCCAGGGGCCGUAAAAAACCUUCUCGCGGGCCGGAUGUGGCCCGCGGGCCUUGACUCUGACAUAUGUGCUCUAGAUCAAGCCCCAUCUGCGCGAUCUAGUCGGAAGUUGUAGUGCCCAACAGGCCAACAAUAUACAAAGUUUAGUCAAUUAAACAUGGUAAUUAACUACAAUGACCAUAAUCCUUUGCGUGCCUACUGGUCCAGUCUGUUUAUUUUAUGCCUGCUAUGGAAGAGACUGAAGAAUGAGGGAUCUCUACCUGAAAACACAUGAUCUACAUAAGUGAUUGAUAGUUGGUAUUCAGAUGUCUUUUUAAAAGUAGGCUUUAUUUUUGAGCAAAUAGUAAAAUUGUGAUUUCUUUUGUCAGACAGCGUAGGCAGCAGCUCAGAUCAGAUGACUUGGGAUGAAAUAUAACCAAUACAAUUAAAUAUUUUAUUAAAAUAACGUGAAUAAUUGAUGGUUACGUCAUGAGCAGUCGCUCACUACGAUCAUGAGACUUAUUUUAUUCUGUGUUACAGCGUUCAACCUACAUAAUGCAUUGUGUAUUUAAUGUUUAUUUAAAAAAAAAAAAAAAAAAUCUUAUUUUGUAAUAAUUAGACUGAAACCGGCCUUUAAAAGCACUAAUCGCUCAUCUCCAUUUUGGGACAGACGUCAUCCCUCAGGACAGCUGUAGGGAUCCUGUUAUUUCUCCUCUUUCAAUUGGAUAGAGAAUGUGUUAUGUGAUCAGCAAUAUGCACUUUGACCUGUAUGUAAUUCUAGAUAAGUGCCAGUGCUCCUCGCCCCCUUUUUGCUUUUGAGUUCCUUCUAAACAUGAGAGCAGGGAUGUGUUUGUGGAUCUGUUUCGUGCUCUUCCUCUGUCCUUUCUACUGGUGUGCCUUGCCUCCACCUUGUGACAGUGAGAUCUACUGUUAUGGAGAUAUCCUACGGCAGGUUCAGACCGCCAAACUCUUUGAUGAUGACAAGUACUUUGUGGAUAUGAAGCUGAAGUCAGCCCCUGAUAUUAUCCUGACAGCGUUUCACAACCUGACACACGGAGAUCCUAGCUCUGUCCCGCCGUCCGUACUGAGAGACUUCCUUCUCGAGUACUUUGAAGAACCAGGGAUGGAGUUUGAGCCGUGGUUCCCAACCGACUGGCAUGACAAGCCACAGUUCCUGACUGGAAUAGCAGACGCAGAGCUGCGUAGCUGGGCCGAGAAGCUGCAUCAUCUGUGGAAAUCUCUUGGCAGAAAGAUCAGUAGUGAUGCUUUGGCCAACCCAGACCAGUACUCUCAGAUCUUCACCCCCCACCCUUUCGUCGUACCUGGAGGACGUUUCAGGGAACUGUACUACUGGGACUCCUACUGGGUGAUCAAUGGUCUCCUGCUCUCUGAGAUGACAGACACUGCCCGUGGUAUGAUCCUCAACUUUAUCCACCUCAUCGACCGAUAUGGUUUCAUCCCCAACGGGGCCAGAGUUUACUACGAGCGUCGCAGUCAGCCCCCCUUCCUGACUCUGAUGGUGGAGAGUUACUAUCAGACCACUAACGACAAAGAUUUCCUCAGGACUGCUCUGCCAGCCCUAGAGCAGGAGUACCAGUUCUGGAUGCGGAACCGCUCUGUGGCCGUUGAGGUGAACGGGAAUAAGCAUGUCCUGAACCGCUUUGAUGUACAGGUCGGCCUGCCCAGACCGGAGUCCUACAGUGAUGAUCUAGAGCUGGCUGAAGGUCUGACCGAUGAUGCUGCAGAGAGGCUGUGGAAAGAGCUGCAUUCAGGAGCAGAGUCCGGGUGGGACUUCUCGUCUCGCUGGUUUGUGGACGGCCUGGGGAACAACAACGGAUCUCUGCGAGACACCAGAACCAGUCUGCUCAUUCCUACAGACCUCAACGCUCUGCUCUGUCGCAACGAGAGGACCCUGGCUCACUUCUACAGGACGCUGGGUAAUGAGCCUGAAGCAGCGCGGUACGACAAAGCUUUAUCAGCCAGACGAGAGGCCAUAGAGGCAUUGCUGUGGGAUGAGAAGAGGGGAGUCUGGUUGGACUACAGCCUGGUAACCAACACCUCCCACCCUGCAUUCUACCCCACUAACUUGGCCCCUAUCUGGGCACACUGCUACUCCCAGCCUUCCAUGGGACAGAGGGCACUACAUUAUCUACAGACUAGUGGUGGUCUUGAGUUCCCUAACGGUGUCCCUACGUCCCUGGUUGACAGUGGUCAGCAGUGGGACUACCCCAAUGCAUGGCCUCCUCUGCAACACAUACUCAUCCAAGGCCUGUCCAGUCUGCCCUCCCAGGAAGCUAAAGAGCUGGGGUUUGAUUUGGCUCAGCGGUGGAUCAGAACUAACUGGCUGGCCUACGUCAAGUACGAAGCCAUGUUUGAGAAGUAUAAUGUGAACGGAGAUGGGAAGCCUGGCGGAGGAGGAGAAUAUGAAGUUCAGUUGGGAUUUGGCUGGACCAAUGGUGUGGCUCUCCAGCUCCUGUCUCAGUACGGUGAGCGGCUCACCUCCGGUGGCAGCGGCUUCACUCCGUGUUUAAGCAUCAGCGUCUCUGUGGCCCUGCUCUGCUCAGCACAAACUCUGUUCCUAUGAAAUACAAUGGGUGUGGGGUGGAGUUGCCCCUAGACGCUGAUCUCGGGUCAGUCCCCCCCCCCCCCCCCCCCCCCACUAAUAGUUAGGAUUGGGGCGGAGUAAGCUGAUCCUAGAUCUGUACGUAGAGGGAAACUUCACUUUGGAGAUGUUAAAAUGUUAAUGCUUAGAGGAGAAUGAUGGUUAAACUGUACAGAGUCUGAAAAUGAAGAUAAUUUAAACUCUGUUUCCCCUGCUAACUAUCAUAGUGAGGGUGUGUGUGUGGUGUGUGUGCGCACGCCACUAUGUCUUGUAGGCUGUGAGUGUUCUCACUGCUUGAUAUUAAAUUGACACACACACACACCAUACACACAUGAUUAUCAUGGUAGCUGAUAUUGAACUGAACUGCUACCAUGAUAAUCAUGUGUGUAUGGUGUGUGUGUGU